Molecule: messenger RNA, 1254 nt
Organism: Salvia hispanica
Lineage: Eukaryota; Viridiplantae; Streptophyta; Magnoliopsida; Lamiales; Lamiaceae
Product: thioredoxin-like 2, chloroplastic
Biological process (GO): cell redox homeostasis
Cellular component (GO): chloroplast
Source: RefSeq, a predicted model, not a curated record
AUUCUCGUUCACACAUUUUUAUCAUCACAUUUCUUUUAGCUCCCCGCGUCUGCAAUUUCAUACCCACACACACACCGGGUAACCGUGUGAGUCACCCACAAACAUCUAAGCCCUCUUCCCUUCCGUUUUUUUGCUUUGUUUCCAUUGAUGUUACACCUUCCCCUUCCUCCCUCUUUCUCUCCAUUUUUUGUAUAUAUUGGGACUGUUUAAUAUGGUGAAAGGAAUCAAUUUUGAAGCAAAUCAAUCAUAAAAACCACACACUCUCCAGGGUUUUUGGGAAGAAAACGAAUUCUUUCUCGUGAAAUGGCUGAUGCAGUCAAUUUAUGUUGCAAUUCUCAACGAUUUUCUUAUUCAUUCUUAACUUCACUCUCUUCCUCUUUGAAUUCUUGUCACCGGGCUCUUCCCCCAAAUCAAACACGUUUGCAGAAAAGUUCAGUUUCUGUUUCUGUUUCUGUUUCUGUUUCUGUUUCUGAUUUCUGCUCUGUUAGUGGUGGGGUUCCGAUUGCCUUCAAACGCCGCAGGCAAUUCGGGAAGUUUAAGGUAUGUGCAACCGUUACCGAAACUGAGCCACCCAAAUGGUGGGAAAGAAGUGCUGGACCGAACAUGAUUGAUAUUCACUCCACACAAGAAUUUUUAACUGCCUUGAGUGAGGCUGGAGAAAGGCUGGUUAUAGUUGAGUUCUAUGGUACAUGGUGUGCUUCUUGUAAAGCAUUAUUCCCUAAGCUUUGCAGAACGGCACAGGAGCAUCCAGAGAUCUUGUUCUUGAAAGUCAAUUUUGAUGAGAACAAGCCCAUGUGCAAGAGUUUGAAUGUCAAGGUUCUUCCAUAUUUCCACUUCUACCGUGGAGCAGAUGGACAGCUCGAAUCCUUCUCUUGUUCCCUUGCAAAAUUUCAGAAGAUUAAAGAUGCCAUAUCACUGCAUAACACGGAUCGUUGCAGCAUUGGCCCUCCUAGAGGUAUCGGAGACCUAAACCUCGAAGGCCUCACUUCUUCAAAAGAGAAGCUAUCAGAGUCACCUGCAACUUAAAAAUAAUUGUUUUAUAACAGCCUUUCUUGCAACUCUGCCCCUCUGGAACAACUGCACUUCCCCUGCCGGCAGUUUAUAACAGCAUUUGUAUGUUAUGCUAUUGGUUCAUUGUAGUUGGUAAAUUUUAUGUAUUGUCUAUAAUAGCAAUAUUUUUACUGAAGCAAAACUGAGAAAUAUGUCUCCCAACUUUCUGAGAUAUCAAUUACUGCUCUUGCCUUGUAGCAUUAA